GCGAAAGAUCGGGGCCAGUUACCAGAGCGAUGGCGUCUGGCUUCGGUGUUUUGUCUCGGUGUCUCUAGCCAGAUGGUGGGAUGGCAAGUUUCAUAUACGAUAUUUCUUUCACGAUCGUACGCAGUGGGUAACAAACACAGGAAAGACAUCAAAUACAAGUGGAUUACAAUUCUGUAAAUGAUUCUGACAAAGGUUGAUGAACAUAAGAAUGCUAGAACCUGUGCAUUGCCUACCGUAUGAGAAAUACUGAUAGAUUUUCCGUCCUCAGUGUGUGACAAUUCAACGUUUCGCGUGUGAACAAAAAUGACGACCAAGUUUGGCAAGAUUAUGGUGAUGCUGACCUGCGGGGGGAUGCUGGGCGUCGCGACGCCUGCAGACACAUUCAAGCUGCUGAUCGUUCACACGAACGACAUGCACUCUCGGUUCGAUCAAGCCAGCAAAUCUUCGGGAGUCUGCUCGAAGGAAGAGGCCGAUAAGAACCAGUGUUACGGGGGCUUCGCCCGCGUGUCUACGGCCGUGACUCUCGCCCGCGAGAGGAGUUCGAAGGCAGAGACAAAGUCGCUGUUCCUUAUAGCCGGCGACAUCUACCAAGGGACAAACAUGUACACCUUCUACAAGUGGCCGAUUGUUUCAAGAAUGACGAACAUGCUGAAACCUGAUGCAAUGUCACUUGGAAACCACGAAUUUGAUGACGGCGUCAACGGAUUGGUGCCUUUUAUCGACAACGCCACAUUUCCCAUCCUGGCAUCGAACCUGGAUCUUAGCAAGCAACCAGACUUAAACAGGCCAAACCUUAAAAAGUCAGUUGUCUUUGAUCUUGGCGGAGUUAAAGUGGCCGUCAUCGGGUAUGUCACUCCCGAAACAAAGUUGAUAUCUCAGGCAGAGCAGGUCGAGUUUCUGGAAGAAGUGCAGAGCAUCAAGUCGGAAGUGGGUCGCCUCAAAGCGACGGAUCCCAACCUCAGAAUCUUCAUUGCCCUCGGACAUUCUGGCUUUGAAAUGGACCAGAAGAUCGCCGCUGAUGUGCCCGACAUCGAUGUAGUAGUGGGGGGACACACCAACACCUUCCUCUACAGCGGUAAUAAACCAGACAGUGAGGAUCCUGAAGGUAUCUACCCAACAUUCGUGACACAGACGUCGGGGCGCCGGGUUCCCGUGGUACAAGCUUAUGCCUACACAAAAUACUUGGGUCAGUUGAACCUUGAGUUCAAUUCUCUGGGAGAAAUCACAAACGCAGUUGGAAAUCCAUUACUCCUCGAUCAUAACACAGAGCAAGAUCCCUCUGUGGUCGAGGAACUAAAUAAGUGGAAAAAGAACACGACAUUAUUAGAAAGGGUAGAGAUCGGAAAAACCAAAGUUGUACUAGACGGAGACACUGUACACUGUCGUGUGAUGGAGUGCAACCUCGGGAAUUUCAUAGCAGAUGCCUUUAUGGACUAUAUGGCUCGUUUGCAUAGGCUGAAUCACAGAAAGGGCUGGACUGACACUCCAAUUGCAAUUCAAAAUAGCGGUUCAAUUCGUGCGUCUAUUGAUGCUCGCGGCAAUGAUGGCAAAGUGACAAUGGGAGAUCUCGUGGCCGUACUUCCAUUUGUUAACAACAUGGUACGGAUGAGCCUGAAUGGGUCUGACAUCUUGGAUAUGCUGGAGUGGAGUGUGUAUGAUUAUAACGCACAUGAACAUAAGGGCAAGUUUCUUCAGUAUUCAGGUUUGAGAGUGGAAUAUGACUUAAACAAACCAAAUGGGAAACGUGUUACAAAAGCCCUUGCAAAAAGAUCUUAUAAUGUUAUCAUGACAGUUUUUCUUGCCAGUGGUGGAGAUGGCUUUACGAUGCUGAAGAAUAACUAUAGAAGGCAACAAGUUAUGGAUGUAACUGACAUAGACAUGGUGAAAGAUUUUUUCAUUCGAAGAAGUCCAGUGUAUCCUGGAGUGGAGGGAAGAACACAAUUUGUAAAUAAUAUAAAGUCUGCAGCAUCAAAAAUCAGAUCCUUCAUAAUACUACCCUUACUUGCUUCCCUAGUCACUGCCAUAAGUGCAAUAUAAGGGAAAAGUGAGAGUUCUAAGAACAUCAUCUAGUAUGUUAACUGCAUCAGCUGUAAUGACUCUAGAAAUGCUGGACAAGGUUAUGGAGAUAAUUCACUUCAUUUGCUACCGUUGGGCCUUAGUUGUGAGUCUUAUGGGCAUAAAAUAUUCAACAUAUCAUGCAACUAUAAACAAGUUUGAGGAAAUUUGAUCAGAUUCACAUUUAUCAAAAUGUUUACAGUAGCCAUGAAUGUUCAGUCAAUAAAGUAACUGGCUACAGAUAAAUAAAUGAGAUCUGAUUUGAAGGA
This is a messenger RNA of Zootermopsis nevadensis, 2324 nucleotides long. The record is from RefSeq and is a predicted model, not a curated record. Lineage: Eukaryota; Metazoa; Arthropoda; Insecta; Blattodea; Termopsidae.